Pocillopora damicornis (cauliflower coral) is the source of this 819-nucleotide messenger RNA. RefSeq names its product trypsin-like. The record is from RefSeq and is a predicted model, not a curated record. Lineage: Eukaryota; Metazoa; Cnidaria; Anthozoa; Scleractinia; Pocilloporidae.
AUGAAUGUCAACAAUGAAAUAUGUGGUAGAGCUUUUCCCAAGGUGGGCUUCUUCCUUUCCAAGCAUCUAAAACUUUUUCUUUGUUGUAGCUGUGGUGUUCGCACGCGUUCUCGUAUAGUCGGAGGCUACCAAGCUGCUCCUCAUUCUUGGCCUUGGCAGGUCAUGCUUAUGACCUCUGAUUCGCGUGAGCCUUUCUGCGGAGGAACGUUAUUAAGUGAAGUUUGGAUCAUCACUGCAAGCCACUGUUUGGACCAUUUGAUUGAAAAAGAUGUUAUAGUAAGAGCAGGUGCACAUCACCGAACCAAGCUGAAUAAGUGGGUGCAAGACUUAAAAGUGCGACAGAUUUAUCCACACCCGAAGUACGACGAUCCCGUUAUGUUCGCAAAUGAUGUGGCCUUGCUCCUGCUGGACCGACCAGCCCAGAUAAACAGUGCAGUCCGCCUAAUUUGUUUGCCUGGCAAGAAUGACCGACCGAGAACAGAUUGCACGGUGACCGGUUGGGGUCGUCUAGAUGAUUUUGGUCGUCGUCCAGACUACCUUAUGCAAGUGACCGUUCCAAUCGUGCCCUAUUCCACAUGCCGAGAGAUCUAUUCAGGAGAGGUCCACGAAAGUAUGCUGUGUGGAGGACAUCUAGCAGGCGAAAAAGAUGCUUGUACAGGCGAUAGCGGCGGACCAUACGUUUGCGAGCACCAAACCAGCAUUUGGAAACUAGAAGGAAUUGUCAGCUGGGGUUACGGCUGUGGACGGGAGGACAACCCUGGAGUUUAUACCAAUGUCUCUCACGUACGUGAGUGGAUAAAAAAUGUGUCAGGCAUAUGA